This is a messenger RNA of Solea senegalensis (Senegalese sole), 2249 nucleotides long. Its product is annotated as guanine nucleotide-binding protein G(I)/G(S)/G(O) subunit gamma-4. The transcript is spliced from 3 exons. Lineage: Eukaryota; Metazoa; Chordata; Actinopteri; Pleuronectiformes; Soleidae. The record is from RefSeq and is a predicted model, not a curated record. Gene Ontology annotation, cellular component: heterotrimeric G-protein complex. Bases 66 to 293 code for a protein of 75 amino acids. Gene Ontology annotation, molecular function: G-protein beta-subunit binding. Gene Ontology annotation, biological process: G protein-coupled receptor signaling pathway.
GUGUUGGGUGGAGUCAACCCGGAAUCCUCCAAAUUGGAAAUCCAUUGGCACAUUUCAGGAGCAUCAUGAAGGACGGCAUCGCCAACAACAGCACGGCCAGCAUCUCCCAGGCCAGGAAAGCUGUGGAGCAGCUGAAGAUGGAGGCCUGCAUGGACAGGAUAAAGGUGUCCAAAGCCGCCGCUGACCUGAUGGCGUAUUGUGACGCACACAUACGCGAGGACCCCCUCAUUGUGCCCGUCCCCGCCUCAGAGAAUCCGUUCCGGGAGAAGAAGUUCUUCUGCACCAUCCUCUGAUGACCUGCGAGAGGCUGCACAGGUGCAGGCAUGGCGUUGCCUGGCUUCCCUGUCUUCACCACACCUGAAGCUACAUGGCCAUAGGCGUUGAGUUGAGUUUUGCCCGGUGGACACUGUUGUUGGUCAGCUCUGUCCUGGUGGCUGAGGGGUUUUGGGGGAGUCGGCUACCAAACUGGCAACCCAGUGAGCGUAUCAUGUCUUGUUAAAUAGGUUUGUUAUUGCUUUGUUAUUAGAGAACAGCCUUGCUCAGUGCUUAAUGAGAUGAGAGAUCUUUUCCUUUUCUCUUUUUUUCUUUCAUUGUGCUAAAUUUUAACAUGCCUCAGGAGACAGUCAUUUGCCCAGUGUCGACUUCUUUUUGAACAUUAAUUCCCUUUCUCUUUAUCCGACUAGAAAACAUACUUUUUUUUUUAUUGUCUCGAACAUUUGAGCUAAAAGUACGGCUGGAAUUUGACACCUUCCCCCAUUAGUGGUUUCUGUUUCAAUUUGCCUCCAGUCACCGACAAUUAACCUGCUCCUUUUAGCGCCGCAGCACAGCAUUAGAAACCUUAUCUCGCAUUGUUUCGUUUGUGCAGACUGCACUCGUAGUAAGUAGGCGGCUGCACGUUGCGGCUGCUGCAAAUAAAUAAAUUGACUCUCUGCUUAUUGAAAGGUGCAGAGCUAAUGUUUCAGCGGCGAGAUGAUUUCUUCAGGGUUAUCGCUGUGCAAACAGCCCGUAAGUCAAAAAUUAUUUAUGAAUCUGCUGCCUCCCUCGCUGGCCUGCUCUCGUGCAUUCUACCUUUACUGCUCACUCUGAUUUACUCUUCAUACACUUCAGCCACUUCACGUCAGAGACGCUAUCAGUUCAUUUCCUUUUACAAAGUUGUGGAAUAACCGUUCCUGUUUUUUGUUUAUUUUCUUUGAACAGCCUUGUUUGGUCGCUGGGCAUGUUUCCUGAGCGUGAUUCUUUUCUGCCUGUCCUAGAGUGAAUGGCACGGCCUUUGACAUUAAUGCCAAAGUAGAGGCCUGCAUGUUUCUCUGCUCCUCCUCUGUUUCCCAGAGACUGUCAGUCCUUUAGGGUGUACAGUAUGUUACAGUGCCAAUGUCUGUGCGAGCAGCGUGAUCUUCACACUGUGCUCGCGCAGAUUUAUUUUAUUUAUUUAUUUUUUUCUCGUUCUGUUUCUGUUUGUUUUGGACGAAAAAGCACACUGUCGAGACAUUUCCUUUACAUGGUAGUUGAAUAGCAUUUGCUGAUUUUUAUGAUGAAUUGUUAAUGAUCGUUAUUAAUAUUGUUAUUAUCAGUAGUAUUAUUGAAUAUUUGUUGCAUAGCACUGAGAGCUACAUGAUGUGUAGUGCUAAGCUUGUAUGAUACUUACUAAAAAAACAACAUUUAUAAAUCAUGCAAGUAUUGAUACUAUUUGAGUAUUUUUUAAAAAUAAUGGUAAGGGUCGGUUUACAUAAUAUGACCCCGUUUGGUGGUUCUGGCUUCUUUUUUUUUGCAUUAUCGUUUCUGUAAAAUUUAAAGAAAUUUCCUCUUGGUACUUGAAUAGACUUUGCAUUAGGAAUCAAAAUCUGAUAAAAGAUGCUGGACAAACUCUAAAAACUAUUGCAGCCAAAUUUCUUUUAGGACAGUUUAUUUCCUAUUUGAAAACCUGAGCGUGACCUCAGGACAAUCUCGCUGACCUCAUCUUAAGGAUGGUGCCAAAUCUGAAACAAGAAAACAUAACGGCUACAGAUGAAUAUUGCAUGGAUUUAUUUCUACGUAUAGCAGAGAGAACUAUUAUGAAAUGAAACAUUGCCUCUUUCGUUGACGUUUGGGUGCUUCUCUGCACAGAAUAAUCUCACUGGAGUCCCGAUAUGUCGACAAUGUGCAGCUGUGUUCAUGAAUGGUAUUAUUGUUUUGGGAAACAAUAGCAUUUAAAUAGCAGGCUUUGUAAAUCCUUUGAUGAAUCAAAUGAAUUAAAGGAAAAGGGCAACCCA